AUGGCCACCACCACGACGACAACGGCGACGGGGAAGACGAUGAAGGCACGUUGCACCGCCGGCGGUGGCGGCGACAAGCAAAGGGGCAUCAGCCGAGUGACCACGGCCGCAAAAGGGCGAGGCAUCCGUGGCUCCGCGCAGCUGGGGGCGCAGGAGGCGACGAUUAAGUUCGAGUUAAAAUCCAAUAUUGAAAAUGUACUGUCCAAACUGAACUCUGACUUGCAUCGAAUGAUUAAUGUGGAACCUGGGACCGAAAGUCAAGAUGUGAAUAUCGAUGACAAUGCAAGUGCAAAUACUGAAUGUGUACUGUCCAGACUUCAAUCUAAGUUGCAUGAAGUGAUUCUUGUGGAACCAAGAACAUAUAUAAGAAAGAAAGAUAAAUUAUACAAAGAGCGUGUUAUGUCGAAGAUAGGCAAUGCAGAUACGAAAAAGGUUGUAAUGAACCUAGGUGGUCACUAUUUACAUGAUCACAUGUUCGUGGAAUGCUUCAAACCAGAUGGCUGGAUGUCCAACUUUGUAGUCAGUUGCCUCACAAAUUUGUGGAAUAAAGAAUGGGGUGAUAAAACCAUCAUUUCUCAACAGGCUGUGUUAUCAAAAAUUGAAGAGUACUUGAAGCAAUUUGCAAUAUCUGGAUUCAAACCAUUGAAUCUGAAAGUAAGGCAGCAAAGGAACGGUAAUGACUGUGGUUUUCACACGAUGCUGUUCAUUAAACAACUGCAUAGUCUGGACCUCCCUCUGGAAUUUGAUGAGCAAAGGAUACUGAAGUUCCGGCAAGAAUUGGUGUCAUAUAUCCUUCAACAUCCUGAGAAUCGAGAGUUCACUGAGGACAGCAGUACAACACCUAAUCUGAGUCUUGGUGACGAUGAAGGGUUUGUCAGUCCAAAUUAG
Messenger RNA from Miscanthus lutarioriparius, 888 nucleotides. The record is from the annotation of a GenBank genome assembly. Lineage: Eukaryota; Viridiplantae; Streptophyta; Magnoliopsida; Poales; Poaceae.